AUGAUGCGACCCUCAUAUUUCCCUGCAUCAACAGUCCUAAAUCGUUCGUGCCAGCACUUGCGAACCGCCACCGUCGCACGGGCCGAAACGGCCACACUGCAAAAUAACCUUUUCCUGUCAUCCGUUCUGGUGAAGCGACGUCGUCAAGGCCGCACACUGGCCUGGCGGGCAUGCCAGCGCUCAGGGUUUAAAAGUCCGGUCUCGCCAAGAUUCUCUCUUCUUCCUCCCUUGACACGCUUUCAACGCUCGCCGAUGAACUCUGAAAACAACAACAACAACAACAACUUGAACCCAAAUGCUGGAUGGACUCCGCAGCGCCAAGUGGAUAGCUCCCUUGCCAGUGCGCUUCAGCAAGAGCUACAGGAGGAAAACCCGCAACUGCAAGAGUUCAUAUCCAUGGUAACUUCGACCCCCGGUUUCUCCGAUGCUCAACACGGCCAACCUGCUCAAAUGACCAUCCCACAGCUCUACGCGGCUUUCGCGAAAGUUUUGUUCGAGCAUGGUGGGCCACAGAUCGUGCCUCCCACCUUUCCUUUGCCGAACGUCCAAUAUGCUGGGCCCCAGCAUCCUGGGCCUGUGUCUGUCAUGGCGCAGCCGCUUCCCGCUUUCAUCAUGCCGAACGACCAAUUUGGCGGCCCUCAACCGCUUCCUCCGCAGAGCCAGUUGGCCAACAAUUUCCAUCCUAUCCCGCGGUCGUCCAGCCAGAGUAACAUCGCUCACCAAGCAAACAAUCUCCCAGCUUCUCCCUUUCCCAACGAACUUGAAACCUGGAACCACUUCACCAGAAUUCCGUCUCCGGUUGAAUUGGGUCCCCGCGAUUCCGCGUCGCAGUUGUCUUUUUUGUCUGACCCAUCUCCCUCGGCUUCUCAAAUCGGUCUAUCCCAGUCGGCCUCUCAAUUCCGGGCCUUCCAAAUGGCUCCAGCCCCCGCAUCGCAGUUGUCUCUUCUGUCUGACCCCUCUCCCUCGGCUUCUCGAAACGGUCCAUCCAACUCGGCUUCUCAAACGGGUCCAUCGCGCUCGCGCCCUCAAAAAAUGGGGGCCUCACAAAUGGCGCCAACCCGCUCAGGCUCCCACAUCCGUCCAUCGCGCUCAGAAAUGGGCCCAUCGCACUCAGCCUCUCAAAUGGGCUCGUCAACCUCUCGAAUGCGUCCAUCCCACUCAACAUCGCAAUUGGGUCCUGUCCGCACAACGACUUCGAUCUCCGACAAUCGCCAGGCUGUCCACGCAAAUAUAUCGUAUCCUCCCGCCAAUCCCUCAUUCGAAGUUUCGAUGAAGAUUCCAGUUGGGACGGAGCAGGGGUUACUCGCGAUAGGCACGUCGAUGAUGAUGAAUCAGGAUUAUGUCGCGAAUGCUCAGGCGGCGGCGGCGGCGACGACAACGCACAUCUCGGACGCAGCCACAAGCGCGCUCGAGCGGGAAAAGCCGUUGCUUUAUGCAGUACAGUCAACUGCCCGCGGAUUCCUUCUCCCCGGUAUCGCCAACUUCGACAUGUAUCCCCCCCCGGAUAACAACUUCAAGCGAAUGGACGAUGCAUUCUUUCGUGCGUACGUCAUUCAUGGACGGAACAUCGAAAAAAACAGCUGGGAAGAAAGGGGACACGAAUGCAAACUCAUCGUGGCCAAUGCCGAGUACAAGCUCAAGACCGAUACACUUGAUGACGCCAAGAUGAUCAUCCAACACAUGCUUAUUCCCAAGUUUCCCUCGAACGCUGUCCACGCUCACACACUCAAGCCCUACACCAAAGAGGAGCGAGAGCAAUUCAAUCCAAAGCUCAGCCCUGCUCCCUGGAACCCCUUCACACACCAGCCUUACACGGCGGAGGAGUGGUCUACGGAGCAGAAAAAAGCCGUCAAAGCAAUGUUGGCCGACGACAGUUUCGUCCACAACACUGACACCGGGACGCGUAGCGACACCAACACUCGCUGCGCCCAUCCGGCGGUUGCCACACUGGUCUGUCUCAUCUCCCAGCGCAAGAAUGUCGGCCUGGCUCCGAGUCCCUAUUUCAUUCCACCCCCCAUGCUCGCUAUGGCAAUAACUAUGCUUCGUCGAGCCCUGUAUGAAUUCGCCUAUGGAAAAAAAGAAUCCCGAGCAACCCGGAUUGCCUACUACCAUCGCACGAUAGUCACCAUUAUGAAUCUUCUCACACGCAAAUCGGCCGAUAGCUUCUUCUUUGUGCGUUACUUGUACGACCUUGCUGUCAAGACAGGGCAAAUGCCUCGGGCUACGAUACUCCAGGGAAACGUGGCCCCUUUUGACUGGCACCUCAGUGACGAUUGA
Molecule: messenger RNA, 2277 nt
Organism: Mycena indigotica
Lineage: Eukaryota; Fungi; Basidiomycota; Agaricomycetes; Agaricales; Mycenaceae
Exons: 10
Coding region: 1-2277 (758 amino acids)
Source: RefSeq, a predicted model, not a curated record